Messenger RNA from Wasmannia auropunctata (little fire ant), 1086 nucleotides. RefSeq names its product MIP18 family protein CG30152 (gene galla-1). The transcript has 3 exons. The coding region runs from base 170 to 712 and encodes 180 amino acids. The record is from RefSeq and is a predicted model, not a curated record. Lineage: Eukaryota; Metazoa; Arthropoda; Insecta; Hymenoptera; Formicidae.
ACUGCCCUUCGGAUGUAUUGUAUAAACAUACGUAACUCAUAAACGACGUAAUCGCACUAAUCAGAUCAGAUGUAACGCACGGAAACCACGCGUAUGCCGAAUGUUGCAUUAUUCUCGUUCCGCCGCUCGUCUUCGCGAAUGCAGAUGACGUAAUUCACAUCAUGCUGUUAUGUUUUUCUUGUUAUUAUCGUUAAUAAACAUGCUAUCCUUUUUCCGAAAGUUAUCAAUUGGCGGAAAAAUAAAGGAUGGUAUAUUGCCGGAAACAGUCAUGGGAACGGCAGAGGAUCUGUUGACGGCGAAGAAUCAAACGUUAAGGACGGAUAUCGAGUUAAAAGAAUCCGUUUACGAUGUAUUAAGGACGAUCAAAGAUCCUGAGAAACCACAGACCUUGGAGCAAUUGGACGUUGUUUACGAAGAUUGCAUAAAAGUUUGUCACAGCACACCUGGAGGAGUUUCUGUGAUUCGUGUGGAGUUUAAUCCUACAGUGCCUCACUGUUCGUUGGCCACCCUCAUAGGACUGUGCAUCCGCAUUAAAUUGGAACGUCAUUUAUCGGCUUCAUUUAAGUUGGAUAUCUAUAUCAAGAAAGGUGCACAUUCUACUGAACAGGAAAUUAAUAAACAAAUUAAUGAUAAGGAACGUAUAGCGGCUGCGAUGGAAAAUCCAAACUUACGGGAACUGGUGGAGAAAUGUAUACUAGAAGAGGAUUAUUAGCCUUUCACGAUAAAGCAUGUGCUAUAUCGGAUAUUUUUCCGAAAUAUAAUUUUAUUAUAAUUUAGUACAUAUAUAUUAUGUAGAUAAGUAAUAUGUGGAUUGUUUAUACUGGCAUAUAAUUAAGUCCAACUCUUGGGAAUAAUGUAAUGAAACGCUUCCAAUAGAAAUAUUAUAUAGAAAUAUCAUUGUAAAUUAAAUUUUUGGUACUUGAUAAUCGUAAUCAUGCAUUUUAUAGAGAUAAAAAGCUAAAGAGCGCAAUCUAUUACAUUACGGUCCUCGAAAUAUAAAAUUAUAUAUUUUAUAUAUUUUAUAUAACGUAGAGAAGAGUAAUAAAAAUUUUGUCGGCGCCGUCGGCAGAUACACAUAUGAACAAA